GUUUGGGAACAGUCAUGUCCUGAGUAGUCGUCGUUGGAAUUUUAUGUGUGUUGCAACGUCGCUGGUCUAUGUGAAAAGUGCUUAUAGAAUUUAGACAGGAAAAUUGUCCUGAAUUUUACAGUUCUGACAAAUUGUGCAACGAAUUCCAUUGAAUUUGUCGUAUUUAUCGGUAGAUUUUUCAAUGAAUACUUUCCGUGUAUUCGGUGGAAAUGGAAUAAUUGCAGCAAAAACAUUUUUCUUUAUAUUUAACAAAGUUUAAUGUGAAAAAGAAAAAAAAAGUUCAUCACAAAGCUACAUAAGCUCUAAGCCUCCGUGCGGCUGUACCUGUCUCGAACUGUGCUAUUUAAGUGUAUUGGUGAAAUUGUGCUAUAUGAAAGUAGAACAGAAUCUUAAAGUGUUAACAUUUUAACGUUUCGAGGAUUCGGCUGCUCCAGAACGCACGGGACAGUUUGUCAACCGUAUUAUAUACAUACACACAAAAUCAGAAUACAAACAGAUUUUUUUCUCGUCAUUUUGUAUUGUGAGGAAAAGCCUGCUCGAAAGCUAAAAGGAAUAUCAGUUUGACCUAUUCUCCACCACUUCAGCAAUGGCUAGAGAAUAGAAUUGGCUUGAACAUCACAUGAAAAUUGUAUUUUCUUAACGCACUGACAUCGUUAAAUGUUCCAAAGGAAAUACGGUAAUGAUUUUCAAUUCGUGAGGCGUACUCAAUCAGAACCGUUUAAGUGUAAGUCAUGACCGGACGUGAGGAUCUACAAUGCACCUGGGGCUGACUAGAUGAAGACAUUUCUGGAAUCUUGAAUGUAUUGGAUGUACAAGUUUCGGAAUGUUACAAAUAAUGCCACCUAUGAUCUCACACCAAUUCAGGCUGGAUUCACGUCAGACUUUCAAAUGAAACAUAUUGAGGAUUUUACCAAGCCCGUUCUAAUACUAGUUUUGGCCGUAGCAAUAGUAUUCUCAAAUGUGCUUAUUAUAGCGACAAUUGUUAAUUUCCGAGUUGGCCCCACGGAAAUUAUCAACCAUUAUUUAUUAUCGCUAGCCGUAGCUGAUUUAUUAUGCGGUUUACUCAUAGUUCCUCUGUCGGUAUAUCCCACAAUAACAGGAGAUUGGGAGUACGGCGAUUUUGCGUGUCGUUGUGUGGGUUACCUGGAAGUUACCCUGUGGUCAGUUUCCGUUUACACGUUUAUGUGGAUAUCUGUCGAUAGAUACUUGGCUGUUAGGAAACCUCUGCGAUAUGAAACUGUUCAAACGAAAACUAGGUGCCAAUGCUGGAUGGCAUUCACAUGGAUAUCAUCCGCGUUACUUUGUUGUCCACCAUUAUUGGGCUACAGCGAUCCGAUUUUCGAUAACAAAGCCUUUAUCUGUAAACUAGAUUGGGGAAAUAUGGCUGCAUACAGUGCAACGCUUGCCAUUUUAGUACUCGGUCCCAGCGUUAUAUCGAUAGUUUACAAUUACGGUUACAUAUUCAUCAUGAUGCGAAGACUGAAAUCGGGUGAACCUAUACACGACAAAGAAUAUGCAACAGCGUUGGCCGAAAAUCUGGCCAAUCCCAGCCAUGCCAUGUCAUUCGCAUUGGUGGCAAUGUUCUGGGUGUCGUGGUGUCCAUUCAUUUCGGUACGAGUAUACGAACUAUUUUUAGGCGAUAUCGAUAUGCCAAUUUUAGAUUUUAGUAUUGUUUGGCUGGGUGUAUUGAAUUCGUUCUGGAAAGUGCUCAUCAUUACGGCGAUGUCGCCACAGUUUCGAUUGGCUUUGAGAGUGUUUUGUCUGACCAUAUUUUGCAAAACAAAGGGACGAAUGCAGGCCGAAUUGAUUGGAUUAGAUCCGGAUGAUUGAAUGUGUCAAAAUUUUCGAAUCCACAAUUACGUUGAUUUUUUGAGCAUUUGCAUUGUGGGAUAUUUUUGUGGCAGGCGCUUUUGGCGUUUCCUUUUUUUUCGUGAUUAGUAACUCAACCUCAACGGACUGCCAUUUAUGUAUUUAAUUUGCCAUAAAAAUCUCAAUUGCCAAAUGUUCAGAACUAUUGAUUCGGCUUUCAUUUGUUUCAUCAGUCAGCUACUUAUAUGUUGAAUUUGGUCGUGUCCUCACAGACGGAAUUGGAAAUUUUCAUUAAUUUUCAAUUAUUAUUUUCAUUUCCGUAACGUUCUGGCUACGGAUCAUAUAUAGGUUCGUGACCGUUGUUAUGCAAAAAGAUGCUCAGUUUUGUAAAUAUUAUUAGAAAUGUGCAUUCAAACAAGAAUGAAAUGAAAAAGAAAAAGAUUCUUAAAAUAUGGAACAUCUUAUCACUUCGUUUUCCCAUACAUCAAAGAAACCAUUACCAAGCAACGCUAUGAUACGGCUAUUUAUGCUUCUAGAACUAUAUCUCGCAUCGAGUUGGACGUAGGGUUCAUAUAAACACACAUUUGGCCUAGUUAAUAAGUUUACUCAAAUAAGUUUAAAUUAUGAAGAAACAAAACGAGCCGCCCUCGUACUGACAGCUAAGAUAUUUUAGGAUAAGAAAAGUCGGUUUGAGAUUUGAUAUCGCUACAUGUUUUGUGUCGGAAAAUCAUCCGACGCAUUUUCCAUCUUAACAGAUUUUCCAACACACAAAAAAAGUUCACCGAAACCAAAUCUGAAACCGAGGUUUCUGUUGUUCUAUUGUCUCUAUCUUCACUGGAAAUAACAAAUUAUUCCAUUUAUUUACUUGUAAUUUUGUAUAAUAUGCAUGCAAGCAUUCCACGCACACAAUCAUUCGUUCUUGCAUUUUCCUUUAUCCAUUUUCCAAAUUUGUGCAACUGUGAAAAUGGAUUUAAAGGAGUCUGUAUAAGCAAAGCAUACCAUUGUAUGUGUGGUUUCUACACGCAUGUAUUAUAGAAUGUCACUUACAACUGACUGGAACAAAUCGGUUGUCAUUUCCAGUGUUUGAAGCUAAAGCAAUGAUCUUAUUAGUAUAAAUACGAAGACAGUGACGUUUUGAGUAUUUGUGCAAUUUCAUCUUAUUUACGUACAUUUACUGAUUAAAAUCAAUGGGUGGUUAUGAUAAUCGUAUCGCCUACGCAGCUGUUUUUUUGAGAUACGUUAAAUCGAGCACAAAUUUUACAAAAACAGUGAACCCUAAAGAAAUCUGAAAGUUCGGCAAAAGUUAAUUAGAUGAGUUGCUUUAUAAAUUGAACCAUGAGCUUAAAUUAAUAGUGUUGUGCUUGCUAUUGAGCGCAAAGAAUCAAAUUAAAUUGGAAAAGCUGUUUAAAGCUUUACCACCCACGUUUGUCAGUCAACAUUUUCUACUUUAAAUGGUUAUCUGUUUCAAUAUGAUGGUUCGGUUCGAAAACUAGGAGCCAAGCAAAGGUUUGUAGUCAUUGUAUUUGGAGUGAGAAUUCAUAUUACAGAUAAAGAUGUUCCAUUA
Molecule: messenger RNA, 3373 nt
Organism: Bradysia coprophila
Lineage: Eukaryota; Metazoa; Arthropoda; Insecta; Diptera; Sciaridae
Gene: DopEcR
Product: G-protein coupled receptor DopEcR
Biological process (GO): G protein-coupled receptor signaling pathway; cellular response to hormone stimulus
Cellular component (GO): plasma membrane
Molecular function (GO): G protein-coupled receptor activity; peptide binding
Source: RefSeq, a predicted model, not a curated record